AGCACUUGUGCCUUUGGCCCUUUCGCUGGCCGCAUCCCGUCCCUCUCCCCAGCCCCCUCUGUGCCAUACGCUUUGCAGACCUUGGGAAAGUACCCAAUUUGAGCCUCCCAUUCAAGGAUGUGGGGACACGGCAACGAGAAGGAAAGAUGAGCUGCCUUGGGAUCUUCAUCCCCAGGAAGCACCGGCAGCGCUUCGAUGAGGUGGUGUCCCAGAGCCUCAUCAGCAAGCUGUGCCGGGCAAAGCGGGAGCCGCCGGCCAACCGACUGCGACGCAGCCGCAGCGAGGACCACCACGAGCGCCUGCUCAUCUCCACGCGGGCCAGCUCGGUGCCCCGGAGCCAAGAGGAGGGUUGCCGGAGCUUGAGGAGGUCAACCACGCUGACUGGCAGCAAUGUGGGGACCGGGGCAGCUUGCAGAACCGUUCGUGUCUACAAGGGCAGCAGAAGCUUUGGGUUUACGUUACGUGGCCAUGCACCUGUGUGGAUCGAGUCCGUCUUGCCUGGGAGUCCAGCUGAGAAAGCGUCCCUGAAAGCUGGCGACAGAAUCUUGUUCCUUAAUGGCCUGGAUAUGAGGAACUGUUCCCAUGAGAAGGUCGUCUCCAUGCUCCAAGGUAGUGGGGCAAUGCCCACCCUUGUGGUUGAAGAAGGCACUGUUAGCUUUUCCAGCGAUGGUGAAUCAUCAGAAACACCCAGCUCCUCGUCAGCACUUACCUCCUUGCAGUGGGUAGCUGAGAUCCUGCCCUCCAGCAUCAAGAUCCAGGGAAGGACCUUCCACCAGCAACUGGAACAUCUGCUCACACCACCAGAGCGCUACACAGUGUGCAAAGCACUGGAGAGCUUCUUCCAGCACAG
Python bivittatus (Burmese python) is the source of this 850-nucleotide messenger RNA. The record is from RefSeq and is a predicted model, not a curated record. Lineage: Eukaryota; Metazoa; Chordata; Lepidosauria; Squamata; Pythonidae.